Molecule: messenger RNA, 780 nt
Organism: Saxophila tyrrhenica
Lineage: Eukaryota; Fungi; Ascomycota; Dothideomycetes; Mycosphaerellales; Extremaceae
Gene: RPL7
Product: 60S ribosomal protein L7
Exons: 3
Coding region: 1-780 (259 amino acids)
Biological process (GO): maturation of LSU-rRNA from tricistronic rRNA transcript (SSU-rRNA, 5.8S rRNA, LSU-rRNA)
Cellular component (GO): cytosolic large ribosomal subunit
Molecular function (GO): RNA binding; structural constituent of ribosome
Source: RefSeq, a predicted model, not a curated record
AUGGCACCGAACAAGAGGCAAACGAGCGUCAAGAUGACCGUCCCCACCAAGGACGAGAUCUUAGUGCCCGAGACUCUGCUCAAGAAGCGCAAGAGCCAGGAGAAGGAGCGCGCCGACAAGGCUCAGGAGCGUGAGGCCAAGAAGAAGCAAUCCAAGGAGAAGCGCCAGCAGAUCUUCAAGCGUGCCGAGUCCUACGUCAAGGAGUACCGCGACGCAGAGCGCGAGAAGAUCCGCCUCUCCCGUGUCGCCAAGCAGGAGGGCUCCUACUACGUCCCCGCCCAGCCCCGCCUUGUCUUCGUCGUCCGCAUCAAGGGUAUCAACAAGAUCGACCCAAAGAAGCGCAAAACCCUGCAGCUCCUCCGCCUUCUCCAGAUCAACAAUGGUGUCUUCAUCCGCCUGACCAAGGCCACCGCCGAGAUGCUGAAGAUCGUCGAGCCCUUCGUCGCUUACGGCUACCCCAACCUCAAGUCCGUCCGUGAGCUCAUCUACAAGCGCGGAUACGCCAAGUCGACCGACAAGCAGCGCAUCCCGCUCACCGACAACGCCAUCAUCGAGGAGCACCUGGGCAAGUACGGCAUCGUCUGUAUGGAGGACCUGAUCCACGAGAUCUACUCUGUCGGCCCCAACUUCAAGCAGGCGAGCAACUUCCUCUGGCCCUUCAAGCUCAGCAACCCGAACAAGGGCGGCUUCAGACCAAGAAAGUUCAAGCACUUUGUCGAGGGUGGUGACUUGGGCAACCGCGAAGAGUAUAUCAACGCGCUCAUUCGUCGCAUGAACUGA